Suillus discolor is the source of this 963-nucleotide messenger RNA. RefSeq lists its product as uncharacterized. NCBI's taxonomy places the organism in Eukaryota, Fungi, Basidiomycota, Agaricomycetes, Boletales, Suillaceae. The transcript is spliced from 6 exons. The record is from RefSeq and is a predicted model, not a curated record. Bases 1 to 963 code for a protein of 320 amino acids.
AUGGCCCCUCCGAGAUGGACAAGUGCCGAACAGCUUAUGUGGCUGCAAAAUGAGGUUUCAACGUACCUACAGAUGCAAAAAGAGAAAAAGUUGGUCCGGUUUUUUGAGCUGCUAUACCCCAAGUGGUUCAGAUCAGAAAACUCACCUGAUGACAAUGACACCAGCAUCGACCAAUCUAGUCUUGACUUGGAUGCGGCUGUCAACGAGAUCAUUGCCGAGCUGGACCAUGAAAACGCUAUAAUUCCUAUCAGUGAUGUUGAAAAACAGAGUAACUUGGAUGCAGAACUUGCUGAGGUACUCAAGGACGCCAUAAAACAUCGCCAUAAAAAAUUGCAGGAGUGGUUUCGAAACAACACCAAAGGAAAGACCAGACCAGGCAGGACUUUGAUGAGCAAAGUCCUAUCUACAAUGCUGGGACAGCGCGCACGAGGCACCCGAGACCUGAAAGAAGUCAAGGUGUACUCACAACUUCACUAUGAAUCAAAAGUCAAGCCAUUGGUUUCAGACGACAUCAGGGAAAACAAGCUUGCAUUACCUGACCAGAGGCUUCAUGCUGUCCGGCACCACACGAGUGAAUGUUUUGCAAAGGAGUCGGAAGAUGUGAAGGAUGGGGUUCGCAUUGAGACUCAACAUAUUAACGCUGCCAGAAAGUUAGGUUCAGUCGCAGUGGGGAAUGAUCGAACAAAAGAGGAAAUUUACCGCGCAAUUCAAGAGCUGCCAAUUGUCCUUGGUCAGAUAUUCAAGGAACUCUCGACUUUGACUGGUGGAUGGCAUUACUCACUCGUCAUGGGUGGACCAGAUCCUUUGUGUGAAGGUGAUAUUAUGACAUUAAGUUAUCACCAUGGCAAAACCCCAGAUGGUCUGAGCUUCAAGGUGUCAACGCCUAACUUCCAUGAACAGUAUUUAUUACCAUUCGAAAGACAUCUAGAUCACAUCUAUGGUCUACAACUGAUAUAUGAAUAG